UUUCUUUGUCUUUGCAGACGUCGACCAGCGUGAGUCAAAUACGUGCAGGAAGUACAGCAUUCUGAAAAGUCGCAAAUGAUAUCAUAUUUGGAAUAAAGCAUCGGGGAAACGGCUCCUCCUGCUGGGAGACGUUGGGAGUUUGCAAAGUUCGGAGGAGUUUCGAGCGUUCCUCCCCUGCUGGGGAAGGCUCAGCAUUUUUUUUGGGGUGGGGCGUUCAAGGUGUGUCCGGAUUAUUGACACGCCGCCAGCCAAGCAGCGAAGGAAGGAGACGGCGGACGCAAAAGGACUGCUUUCAGAUUGGGGGCCGAAGUGCAAUUUGGUAUUAAUAAAACAAAAAGAAGAUGGCGAACUCCGUCGUUUUCAACGUGUGCCUGGCGCUGACGCUGGCGGCGGUGGAGUCGUGCUUCGUCCCGAGCUUCCUCGCCGUCCCGGUGCCGCAAAGUAUCCCGGCUGGAUACGAGAUCACCAGAAUCAAUGUGGCGAGCUGCAUCGGCGUGUCCACAGACGAGCCUGCCUUCGGGGUUUGGUCCAACGGUUCGGUGACGGCCAGAACCGGCGUGGAAGUGUCGCCCAAAGGCCGAACCUUCUCCGUGUGGGCUCGGCACGGCGACGGGCGACAGAUGCGCAUGGACGUCAACCUGGUCGCCAGCGCCCUCAUGAGCAGAAAGCCCACAGACGUGCUGAAGCGGUACAAAAGACGCUGGAGCCCCCCACCCUUCAACAUCCUGGAGAAUGACCCCGGCCCCUAUCCAAGAGACAUCGAAAGGUUGGUGUCCGACACCGAAGCCGUGCAUCGGGUGUACUACACCCUGACGGGGCCCGGUUACGACAAGCACCCGGAGGGCGUGUUCCGCUUCGACAGCGACUCCGGAAUGCUGACUGUGCUCAAGCCGGUGGAUCGGGAGGAGUACCCGCAGUUCGCCUUAAUAGCCAGGGUGUUCGACAGAGCGACGCGGCAGGAAACCGACGACCCUUUGGGCAUCUUCGUGUACGUCGACGAUCAGAACGACAACGCGCCGCAGUUCCGAGGCCAGAUGCAGUUUUCUGUACCCGAGAAGAGCAAAGAAGGGACAAUUAUGGGCCAAGUGAACGCCACUGACAGAGACCAAGCGGGCACCGACCACGUGAAGAUCCGCUACUCGCUUUUGAGCGAACUGGACCGGUUUGCCAUCAACCCAACGACGGGUUUCAUCGCCACGGCGACCAACACUUUAGAUCGAGAGGUUCAAGACAAGUAUCUGGUGACCGUGCAAAUCAAAGACAUGGACGGCGCGCUCAACGGUUUGUUCACCACGGGCACGGCGACCAUCAGCCUGAGCGACAUCAACGACAACCCGCCGACCUUCACGAAAAACCUGUAUCAAGCCACUGCGAAGGAGAACGAAAUUGACAAACUUAUUCUCCGAAUGCCCGUUGAGGAUAAGGAUUUAAAAGACUCGCCCAACUGGAAAGCCAAAUUCAUCAUCACCAAGGGAAACGAAAAUGGAAACUUCCGGAUGGAGACGGACCCCGAAAAAAACGAGGGUCUGCUCUACGUCUCGAAGCCAUUAAAUUUUGAGAAGUCCCAAAAAAUGAGGCUGGAGGUCAUGGCCCGAAACGAAGUGGAUCUGACCGGCACCACGGCCCAGUGGCAGAUCGUCCCCGUGGACUUGACCGUCGGCGACGUGGACGAAGGCCCCGAAUUCACGGCCCCGACCAUUCGCUUUAAUGUGAAAGAAAACACGCCGAACGGAACGGUGAUCGGAACUUAUAAAGCCAUCGAUCCGGAAACCAAGAGCAGCGACGGGAUCAAGUAUUACAAGAUCACGGACCCCGCCGCGUGGAUCAAUGUGGAUCGGAACACGGGAGAGCUGAGGGUGGCGAACACCAUCGACAGAGAGUCAAACUUUGUCAAGGAUGACGUUUACAACAUCACCGUGAGAGCCGUUGACGCGACCUCCAAGACUGGCACGGGAACCGUCAUAAUCCAGGUGGAAGACGUGAACGACAACGUCCCCGUGAUCGUCCCGCCCGGUCAGAGGGUGGUGUGCGAGAAGGAGGGAGAACGUGGCUCUGUGGUGCUUGUGGCGGAGGACAUGGACGAGGCGCCGUUUAAAGGCCCCUACACUUUUAGUCUGCCAAAUAACGAAGAUGGCAAAUGGUCUGUGACCAGAUUCAAUGACACUGCAGCUACGUUGCAGCAGCUCAAAGACCUCCCCUUGAAGAUGCACAAGGUUCCCGUGGAGGUGAAAGAUCUGCAGGGCAACGGCAAAAUCCAGACAGUGAGCGUCAGGCUCUGCCAGUGCAGGAACGGCGCCUGCCUGACCAAGCCGUGGUCGGCCUCGCUCGGCCCGAUGGGUUGGCUGGCGUUGCUGCUGCCUCUGCUUCUCCUUCUUCUGCUACUCUUGCUGCUUGCCUGUUUCUGCACGACAAAGCCAGACUUGCAGAUCGUGGAAGACACGACUGACAGCGGCGGAAUUCUCAUCAAGUCCAACACGGAGGCCCCGGGGGAAGAAGUGGAUGCCAGCCUCAUCAAGGUCCCCAUUGCCGGUUCUGAAAUCAAGGGCUCGGUGGGGAAUCAGGACUGGCAGAUCAAGGGAUCCACCCUCGGACGCCAAGACGUCGGCGUCUACAAGGGCGGCUUUGGUGCCACGGAAACGGACUUCUUCACUGGACAGUACGACAGCCAGUACGGAACGCAACAGUACAACGGCGGGAUGAACUACGACGCAAACUUUCUCAGCACCUGGCAAACCAACGGACGCUAUUUGCACCAGAAGCUUUCCUAUUUCGGAGCGGAGGAGGACGGGCGGUACGCCGACGACAUCAUCCACCAGUACGGCUUCGAGGGGACGGGCUCGGCGGCCGGCUCGGUCGGGUGCUGUAGCGACGACGCCGGCAAUAACGACAACCUGGACUUCCUAAACACGCUGGGACCCAAGUUCAAAAACCUUGCGGGUGUCUGCAAAAAGACAUGAACAGUGAAGCCGGAGAACAACAGAGUUUUGCCUUUAAUGGUGGUCAGGGUGCGCCCCCCACACCGCGCUACCUGAACACGAAGACAGACAAGUGCGUCGUGUAUUUGUGUCACUUUUGUUGGUACCGUAAUUCCCGGCCCACAGAGCGCACCUGCUUAUAAGCCUCGGUACACGAAAAGAGCUAGCGUUAAGGCGGCGCUAGCGUUAGCGCGGCGCUAGCAUUAAACUCUUUCUGUGUACCGAGGCUUAUAAUUAGGUGCGCUAACGCUAGCGCCGCACUAAAGCUAGUGCGGCACUAACGCUAGCGCCGCACUAACGCUAGCGCCGCACUAACGCUAGCGCCGCAUCACCGCAUAAACCGCAGGGUUGAAAGCGUGUGGAAAAAAGUCACGGCUUGUUGGCCGGAAAUUACGGUAGUUUAUUUUUUUUUUCCCCCUCACAUCUCUGCUGCCAUUUUCUUAGUCCCAAGCACUGAUAACUUUGCUGACACUGUCGUUUGUACAUGUAUAAAAAAAAAACAAAAAACAGCAUUGCGCUUAUUAUUUCUUGGUUUUGCAGGUCGCUCGCAGCUGAUGCGUUGUUGUCUUUGGGUAUUUGUUGUGUGUAAUAAUUUAGUGAGAACUUCAGGUAUUUUGGGUUUUACUAAUUUCACGUGUUCAUAAAGUCAAUGACGGGAUGUGAAAAGUUUGCUUUGUUAUUUACUAAAAUGGUUUCCCACA
Messenger RNA from Syngnathoides biaculeatus (alligator pipefish), 3676 nucleotides. RefSeq names its product desmocollin 2 like (gene dsc2l). The transcript has 17 exons. Gene Ontology annotation, cellular component: postsynaptic specialization membrane; cytoplasm; presynaptic active zone membrane. The record is from RefSeq and is a predicted model, not a curated record. Bases 342 to 2957 code for a protein of 871 amino acids. Gene Ontology annotation, molecular function: cadherin binding; calcium ion binding. NCBI's taxonomy places the organism in Eukaryota, Metazoa, Chordata, Actinopteri, Syngnathiformes, Syngnathidae. Gene Ontology annotation, biological process: regulation of axonogenesis; regulation of synaptic transmission, glutamatergic; cell-cell junction assembly.